Messenger RNA from Castor canadensis (American beaver), 4267 nucleotides. It is a transcript of the gene Cd80, whose product is annotated as CD80 molecule. Gene Ontology annotation, biological process: negative regulation of T cell proliferation; positive regulation of T cell proliferation; cell surface receptor signaling pathway. NCBI's taxonomy places the organism in Eukaryota, Metazoa, Chordata, Mammalia, Rodentia, Castoridae. Gene Ontology annotation, molecular function: coreceptor activity. Gene Ontology annotation, cellular component: external side of plasma membrane. The record is from RefSeq and is a predicted model, not a curated record.
AGACAGCAAGACGUGAACAGCUCAGAAGCAGGAGUCAUCUUUUGGUUUUUAACACAAAAGCAAAAGAGGAAAUUUUCUUCAGCAAGUUGUGACAAUAAAUCAACUUUUGGAGACCCAGGAACACUAUCCAAUCUCUCACCAGUGUGUUUUGGAACAAUUGCCAGAGGACCCUGAGGUGCCUGUGUCCUCCUUCAUCUAAGCAGCUGAAGCCAUGGUUCACACACUGAGACGGGAAAUACCACCACCCAGGUGUCCCCACCUCUGGCUCUUUCAGUUCUUGGUGCUGGUUGGGCUGUUUUACAUCUCUUCAGGCCUGGAACAGGUGUCCAAAGCAGUGAAAGAAAUGGCAACACUGUCCUGUGGUUAUAACAUCUCUGUUGCUGAGUUGACAAAAUGUCGGAUCUACUGGCAAAAGGACCACAAAAUGGUGAUGAGUAUCAUAUCUGGGACAGUCACAAUAUGGCCUGAAUAUAAGAACCGGACCAUCCCUGACAUCGAUAAUAACCUCUCCCUUGUGAUCCUGGCCCUGAAUCUGUCAGACAAGGGCACAUAUACCUGUGUCGUGCAGAAGAUUGACAACGGGUCCUACAAGCGGGAACAUCUGAUUUCAGUGAUGCUAUCCAUCAGAGCUGACUUCCCUGUCCCCAAUAUCACUGAAUUGAAGGAACCAUCUCCUUUUAAUGUUAAGAGAAUAAAAUGCUCAACCGCUGGCGGUUUUCCAAAGCCUCACAUCUCCUGGUGGGAAAAUGGAGAAGAAUUAAAUACUGUCAACACAACCAUUUCCCAAAAUCCUGAAACUGAGCUGUACACUGUUAGUAGUGAACUGGAAUUCAAUGUGACAAGCAACCACAGCUUAUUGUGUUUGGUCAAGUAUGGAAACUCCAAUGUGUCACAGACAUUCACCUGGAAAAAACCCACGUCAGCACCUCUGGAUAAUCAGGCCCUGUCCUGGGGCUGGCUCUGUUUCUAUAUCGUAAUCCCAGUAGCUUUCGUGAUCACUGUAGUAUUCCUCUGUAAAAAACUGAGAAGAUGGAGUGAAGCAAGGGUGGAAAUGAGAAGGCCACGCAGUAUCUACCAAGGACCUGCAGAAGCACAAGAACAGACUGUCUGAAGGUCCCACCUCCAUUCAUGACUUCUGGAAACUCCUUCUGAUGCCCUUCAAGAAUCUGUUCCGUGGGGGGAGCCUUUUCAUUUCAGUGGCUAUGCUGAAGUGUAGAAGAAUUCAACAGGCACCAUAGUAGCUCUGGUGACCUUAACAAAGGAGUUUAGAAAUAAACAAUUCUUCGUGUCUAAGAGGGCCCGUAGAGAAAACUAGUUUAGGACCCCCGAGUUCCCAACUCUGUUGCUCUGUCCUUCAUCAGUUUGACCCUGGGUCCUGAACUGGUGUAUAUGUCAAAGUGCUUCUGGAAAUAGAAUUUGUCCAAUGUUAGGUCAGCUUCAAAGACUUGAUCCAAUACUCCUGAUGCAAUACUCAAAAAGGAUCGUCACUGCUAAAAAAAAUGUCUAAUAUAACUGUGGGAAGUAUUUUGGUAAGUAUUCCUAUAUGAGAGUAUUGGAAAUAUUAUUGGCAUUUGGCCAGUAUUUGAUUUUUCAUCGUGUUUUCGUUUAUGCUUUCUCACUUCUGCAUCAGAUUCAGGAGAAAACAGACUAUCCAAAAUGAAUUUCCUCUGACAUGUAAGAUGAAUGAAUGCCUUUCAUACCUUGAAGCAACACUCAGGUUGGAGAGGGAUUGUUACAAAUUCACAAUCUUCUAGUUCAUAUUGGACUGGCAACCUUUUUAAAUGGUUUUAGGCUAGCUUGACCUCAUUUUUGAAAUACUUAAAAAAGAAAGUCCUCAUUUAAAAUAAGAUAGUUUUCCUGUGUAUGUACUACAUAGCAAGCCUAUCUUGAGAGGGAUAAUUGAGGUGUAAUAGCCUUCCAUUGGGCUUCCUUAGACCCCUAGAAGUGGCUUUUCCUCUUUGGUAUUUCUGGAUCCUUCUGAUAUGAGUGGAGAAAUGAAAAGCAAGAAGUCCAACUGCUGUUGCUAUGAUACUCACAACUCCUCUUUCUCUGAAACUAUUGCCCACAACUCACUGGGUCAGGAGUAGACCCAACGGAAGCUGGGGCAAUUAGAUAUUCUCAUCUGAAAAUUGGGAGUUGGACAGAAAGAGAUGAGCAAGUUUCUCAAAUGUGGCUGGAUUUAAAAUGUUUAGUGUCGGUAGCUUUAAUGAGACCAGAUUCUUCUGUACAACUAAGAAACAUAGGUUUACUUUUAUAUGGGUGCUCUCAGAUCACUAAAAAAUCACUAAAGGAAAUAAAGGCAGUAGGCUGAUAAGAACUGAGCAAAGAAACAUAUACAACACACACAUAUAAACACACAUUUAGUUAAGAUUCAUAAUCCUUAGACUGACCAGAAGAGAACCUCAAAAAAGAAUUAGCCACAAAAUAGGGCAAACCUAAGAGAUAGCUGAAUAAUUUCAAAUAAAUUAUAUUAAAUUAUUUAAUUUAAUAUAAUUAUUACAUUUGAUAAAUGUGCUAGUUGGUUUUUAAAGAAUUAUACUUUACUUCUAUUAUUCUGAUUAUUUUUGUGAUAUGAAUAAAAUUAUUUUUAAAAGCAGCUCUCUAGUUUUAUAAUUUCUAGAUGAGUUAACCUGUAUGUGAUUGUGAGUAAAACAAUGAACAGAAGACUAAUUGCCAAUCUGUCAGAAAUUUAUAAGUGGAAUAACUACAAAAACCAAAACAGAACAUAUAAAUUAUGGUGCUGAUAUACUUGUGCAGAAUCCCUCUAUCUUUAGAGCUAUGAAUAUUUGUCACCAUCUAUAAUGCCUGGCUCACCAGAGCAUUAGCUAAAGGCUGUUCUUACUCCACACUAAUUAAUACAAGACUUCUGUGAUACCAAAAGGUGGAGAUUUCUCUCAGCCAGUCAGCAAUUAAUUCUGCAGUAGACAACAGAUGUGUCUUGUGCUCCAAUCCAGUUCUGACACUAUCUACCUAGAGCUAGCACCAGAUCCCACAGGGUAAAGGCUCACUCCCCAAGACCGCCCCCUUUAGACACCAGUCGUAAUCAUUGGAUUGUUUUACCUGGGCUUCUGAUCAACUGGUUGUAAAUCAGGGUUCAACUUCCUCCUUGGGUUCCAUUAAUUUGCUUAAGUACCUCAGAACUCAAGAAAACACAUUUACCAGUUUAUUAUAAAAGAUACAAAUGAAGAGAUACAUAAGGCAGAUUGGCAUCACCAAGAAUUUCACGUUUGGCUCUCCAAACCUUGUCCUUCUAGGUUUUAUGGAGUCUUCAUAUACAUGAUUGAUUAAAUCCUUGGGCACUCGUGAUCAACUCAACCUUCAGCUCCUCUCCCCUAAACAGAGGUUGUGGGGUGGGUCUGAAAGUGCUUAUCCACUAAUUCUGAUUUAGUCUUUUGAGUGACUAGCUCCCAUCCCCAAGGGUUGCUAGACAUCAUUUGAUUCAUCAGCAUACAAAAAGACACUACCACUUUGGGUUUUUCAAGGACUUUAGGAGUUCUAUGUCAAGGACUAAGACCAAAUAUGUACUUUGCAAUCACACAAAUAAUAAUUUCAUUUAAUAUCUACUCUUGAGUGUAUACUAUUUUACUUGGCAGGUGAGAACAAUGACACUUAAAGUGAAAUGGAGCUGGAGAUGUAGCUCAGUGGUACUGCACUUGCCUAGUGUGUACAAGGCUCUGGGUUCUCUUCCUAGCACUGCCCUCUACCUAUCCCCCCCAAAAAGGCUUUGCUCUAGGGCACAUGCUACUAAGCAACAAGGUUAAGCUGGAAAGCCAGGCCUCUGGAGCCCAUGGCUUUAGCUAUUAUAUUGUGCAGCUCCACAGGCCUUACUCUGUGGAACAACAGUACUGUUCUAGGAAAAGUAGAACGAUUCAACACCAAAAUGAAAUACUAGCAGUUUACCACUAUAGAAGUCCUCUUUUAUCUGCAGGGGAUACAUUCCAAGAGCCCCCCAGCAUGUGCCUGAAGCUGUUGAUAGGACAGAACCAUAUACAUAUAUACCUAUCAUGGAGAACUUCCACCUUUUCACUUAAAGGGAGCACUUUACAGCUUCUCUUUGGUGAAUUGGAAUUGCCGGCAUGUUUAAGGGGGCAUUACUAAGUACAACGAUGGUUACUUGAGCACAAGCACUGUGAUAUUUCAAUAGCCUUUUGAUAACCAAAAAGGCUACUAAAUGACUAAUGAGUAAGUAUGGUAUACAGUGGAGACACACUGGACAAAAGAGAUGAUUUCCAGACUGUGAGGCACGAUUGAAACAUUUUCAAGCUGU